Messenger RNA from Lates calcarifer (barramundi perch), 2124 nucleotides. Its product is annotated as dual specificity protein phosphatase 13-like. Gene Ontology annotation, cellular component: cytoplasm. The record is from RefSeq and is a predicted model, not a curated record. Lineage: Eukaryota; Metazoa; Chordata; Actinopteri; Centropomidae. The transcript has 3 exons. Gene Ontology annotation, biological process: negative regulation of MAPK cascade; protein dephosphorylation. Gene Ontology annotation, molecular function: MAP kinase phosphatase activity; protein tyrosine/serine/threonine phosphatase activity. The coding region runs from base 589 to 1149 and encodes 186 amino acids.
GGACUGAGAUGUAACAGAAGACGGUGCGGAAACUUAUUAAUUCAACAAGCUAGCUAAACGGCAUCUCACAAUAAUCUGAAGAAAUCGUGUUAGCGUUUGCUGCGAUAACACGGGCUUGUUGGAAAUCAUUUCGCCCUGGCUUCGCGCUGGUUAGCAUGACUGUUAACAACACAAGGUGGUAAUGUCCGCAAUAGCUGCGCACGUAAAAUCUGUUUCAAGGGGAUUGGCUCUAGCUGGCCAACAGUGGCACCUACUGGUGGAAAUAGGAACUGCAGCGUCUUCAAUUCUGCUAUAUUGGGAUUGUUAUGAUGAAAAUCAAAUACUUCCUUGUGCAGUUAAAGACCACAAAAUUAGAAAACGUGAUAGGAAAUCAGAUGUACUUUAUAAACCCUUUAAGGUGGGAGGUUGGCAACGAUUUAAAAUAUAGGUCACAGUUUUAAUUUUAGACCCCGGGCACCUGUCCUUGUCAGUACCAAUAUGGUUGUAGUAAAGCCUCAACAGAGUUUGAAAAUAAAUGUUGGGAGACGAAAUUAUACAAAUGAAGAGUUUCAGAGUAGCAGUUUGUUAUGUAGGCAACAAUAAAUAUGCAUGCUGUCAACAAUGAAUAAUCCACAGGAAAAUAAUGCAGUUUCUCCUGCCACUCCUUCUGUGAAAGAGUUGGUGAAGGUUUUGUAUGGAGGAAAAAGGUUUGGUAAUCAUGUGGAUGAAGUUUGGCCUAACCUCUUCAUUGGCGACAUGUCAGUGGCCAAUGAUCGCUACAGUCUAUGGAAGCUGGGGAUCACUCAUGUUCUGAAUGCAGCUCAUGGGAGGAUGCACUGUCAAGGAAGUCAUGACUUCUAUGGAUCGACUGUUGAAUAUUAUGGAGUGCCUGCAGAUGAUUCACCGUCCUUUGACCUCUCUCGCUAUUUCUUUCCCUCUGCUGAGUAUAUAAGGAAUGCACUUGACAUGACUGGUGCUCGGGUUUUUGUCCACUGUGCAGUCGGAGUGAGCAGAUCUGCCUCCCUGGUCCUGGCCUACCUAAUGAUCCACCACCAUUACACCUUACUAGAGGCCAUCAAUAAGGUCAAAGAGCACAGGUGGAUUUUUCCAAACACAGGAUUCCUUAAACAGCUUCGUGCUUUAGAUGUGAAACUACGCAAGACAUCAUGAGUGUACGUCAGUGAAUUAAAUAUGAAAAUGAACUGAUAUCCUAACUUACAGUGCCUCGAAUGCCUGUUCUCCUCAAGGCAAAUGAAGGAUGCAGUAUCUGCCAGUGGAGGGAGAUGCUGUACUUUGCCUUUAGUUUGUUUCAAGAAUUAUACUAAAUCAAAUGUAUUUUCCUUGACUCUGCUACUAAUAGAUACUGAUCCUUAUAUUAAUAGAUCAGUGUAAUCAAACUCAGGCAGAAUCAAUUUUAAGACUGAGGAUGACUCAUUGAACCUUUGUAUUAUGUUGAAGAAAAAUUACAUCCAUUAUGUUGCAGCACAAAUCAACCCGUGAGGUGUAUUCAUUAAAAAAAAAAAAAAAAAAAAAAAAAAAACCAUCAAGACUUAGGUAAUGUUUUUGUGCACAAAAUGUCAACUUUUUAAAUAAUAAAAUAAUUAAAUUUAUUCAAGAGAGUUUGUAUGUUUUUGUUAGAUCACUCGGGUGCCACUUCAUUUUAACCCCUCCAAUUUAGCAUUUAUUAGAUGGGGAGCAUGGUAAAACAGUACACCAGUUUAACAUCAGCAUGCCAUUGUGAGCAUAUUAGCAUCCAAAGUGCUGCUGUGACUACAUGUUGGCUCAUCGAGUUGCCAGCAUGGCUUUACACUCAGUCUUGUGUUCAUCCAUUUUCCACAUGUGAUGUUGGUUUCAUUGUGUCUCUUAAGAAGGCAGAACCCAGUGAGUGAGUGAGUUAGCCUUGUGCCUGAGGAAUGAGACUGGCUAUGUAUGGAGUUAUUUUCUUCAAGCUCAAAUGUCAAUUUUAUGUCACAUAUUUAAGCACUCAACAACACUGUAGGCCUGGACCUUUUUAGAAUACAUACAUUUUUAAAAUCUCACAGUCUGUAUUAGCUUUGCUGUGGUGAAGGUGACCACACAACAUGCAAAUCUUUAGAUUUCCAUGGUCUUUUACAUCUUGUGAAUUAGACAUAGAACUGUCUUUAG